Messenger RNA from Camelus dromedarius (Arabian camel), 2954 nucleotides. It is a transcript of the gene ANGPT2, whose product is annotated as angiopoietin 2. The transcript has 9 exons. The record is from RefSeq and is a predicted model, not a curated record. Gene Ontology annotation, molecular function: receptor tyrosine kinase binding. The coding region runs from base 633 to 2123 and encodes 496 amino acids. Gene Ontology annotation, biological process: Tie signaling pathway. NCBI's taxonomy places the organism in Eukaryota, Metazoa, Chordata, Mammalia, Artiodactyla, Camelidae.
GUUGUUGCCCCAGAUCGUUUACCAGCUUAGCACUGUGAAAUCAGUUUCAGACACAAGAGACCGACCAGCUCUCUCUAGGAAAUACUCAAUUAGGGUGGUGUCUCCGAAAUACCCAGGGGUCCUGUGACUGAUCGGCUUUUCCCAGAGGGUUUCUGCAGCUUAUAGCCCUGGUUGGACGGCACACAUCACGCUGGGAUUUUUCCUGUUGCCUGGGUAGUGACCCCCUACAGGAAGAUAACGGACAAGCCGGGAGGGCGGAGCAGCCGGCUACACAUGUCUGACUGCUCUUAUCAACUUAUCAUAUAAGGAAAGGAAAGUGAUUGAUUCGGAUUCUGACACCGCAGGAUCUGGGGGAAGAGCACGAAGCAGCCCAGCUGAUCAGCAAGGCGAAUGCAGCCCUCACCAGUGAGCAGGGCCGUCUCUCCCGCUGCAGCGUGACAGCUUACUGCGGGAACGGAGAGGAGACGGCGUCGGAAGCCGAGGCUGCCGCCAGACAAGGAGCGAAGGAGGCUUUCAUUGAUGGACCUUGAGCCGCGGCAGGGGAGCCCCGCGCGCGAGAGCGCAGCUUAGCGCCGAGUCUCAUGCGCCCUGCAGUCUGCUAGGCUGGUGGCUUAGACCGAGCGAGCGGGAGAAUGUGGCAGCUGCUCCUCUUUACUCUGAGCUGUGACCUCGCCGCAGCCGCAGCCUAUAACAGCUUUCGGAAGAGCCCGGACGGCAUAGGGAAGAGGCAGUAUCAGGUUCAGCACGGCUCCUGCAGCUACACGUUCCUGCUGCCGGAGACGGACAACUGCCGCUCUGCCUCCAGCUCCUACGUGUCCAACGCGGUGCAGAGGGACGCGCCGCUGGACUACGACGACUCGGUGCAGCGGCUGCAGGUGCUGGAGAGCAUCAUGGAGAACAACACCCAGUGGCUGAUGAAGCUUGAGAACUACAUCCAGGACAACAUGAAGAAAGAAAUGGUAGAGAUACAGCAGAACGCGGUGCAGAACCAGACUGCCGUGAUGAUAGAAAUAGGAACCAACCUACUAAACCAAACAGCAGAGCAAACCCGGAAGUUAACCGAUGUUGAAGCUCAGGUAUUAAAUCAGACCACAAGACUUGAACUCCAGCUUUUGGAACAUUCCCUGUCUACAAACAAGUUGGAAAAACAGAUUUUGGAUCAGACCAGUGAAAUAAACAAACUGCAAGAUAAGAACAGUUUCCUGGAAAAGAAAGUACUGGAUAUGGAAGAUAAGCACAUAGUUCAACUUCAGUCGAUAAAAGAAGAGAAAGAUGAGCUCCAGGUGUUGGUGUCCAAGCAAAAUUCCAUCAUUGAAGAACUAGAGAAACAACUGGUGACCGCCACGGUGAAUAAUUCAGUCCUCCAAAAGCAGCAGCACGAGCUGAUGGAGACAGUUCAUAAUUUAUUGACCAUGAUGUCGACAUCAAACUCAGCUAAGAACUCCCUGGUUGCUAAGGAAGAACAAAUCAUCUUCCGAGACUGCGCGGACGCGUUCAAAGCGGGACUGACAACCAGCGGCGUCUACGCACUCAGGUUCCCGAACUCCACCGAAGAGAAAAAGGCUUACUGUGACAUGGAGACUGGCGGAGGUGGGUGGACGAUUAUUCAGCGACGUGAAGAUGGCAGUGUCGAUUUUCAGAGGACUUGGAGAGAAUAUAAAGUGGGAUUUGGGAACCCUUCAGGCGAGCACUGGCUGGGAAACGAGUUUGUUUCACAAGUGACUAAUCAGAAACGCUACGUGCUCAAAAUACACCUGAAAGACUGGGAAGGGAACGAGGCCUACUCACUGUACGAGCACUUCUCUCUCUCAGGUGAAGACCUCAACUACAGGAUUCACCUUAAAGGACUCACGGGGACAGCCGGCAAAAUAAGCAGCAUAAGCCAACCAGGAAACGAUUUUAGCACGAAGGACGCGGACAACGACAAAUGUAUCUGCAAGUGUUCACAGAUGCUCACAGGAGGCUGGUGGUUUGAUGCGUGUGGUCCCUCCAACCUGAACGGAAUGUACUACCCGCAGAGGCAGAACACAAAUAAGUUCAACGGCAUUAAGUGGUACUACUGGAAAGGGUCGGGCUACUCGCUCAAGGCCACGGCCAUGAUGAUCCGACCAGCAGACUUCUAAAUGCCUGCACGCACCUGGGGGACGGGCUGCUGUCCUAUUUUCAAAGACUUACUCCCACAGCUCUAGAAGACACAGCUGCCUACUGCCUCGUCGUCCUCCUCAGACAGACAGCACGCUCCCAGGGCCAAGGGGACCCACGUGCUCCAAAUUAGAGCCCCGGAAACUUUGUCACUUAAACCUGCACCACUUUGCGAACCAAAGCACAACCCAAAACAAGCAACAGUCUGCUAUGGUGCCCUGGUAGAAAGCCCAUGGGGAGAUAAAUUUAAGCUGGAGAAUGAGACUGACAAUUUACAGACUCUGUUGUCACAACCAAGAAUGUCAUGUGUGAGUUCAUCAGUAAAUAACUGGAAAACAGAACACUUAUGCCAUGUAGUAGAGAUAACCUUGGAACUGCAUUCUUCUGAGCACUGUUUAUUGACUGUGUAAAUAUCCAUACGUCCCGAAUUCAGCAUCGCUAUCAUAAUUAAAAGGAAGGAAAAAAUUCUCUAAGCCAUAAAGAUAUAUAUAUUCAGGGAUUUUUGUCAGAAGUGGUUAUUAGCAGUUUAAUAUUUGGAGAAGGAAAAACAUAGUUAAUGCAUUUUUAGUCCUCCUCUUAUGUGCUUUAAAUUUUCAUUUUGAAAACAGCAUAUUUACAUAUGUGUUGUCAGCUUAGUUUUAAGUUAAUGCUCAAAUAUAUAUUUCAAGUUUCUAUGGUGAAAACUUCCAGGAUCUCUGACAUUAUUAACAGAAAUAUGUCCUUUUAGUAUAUAUGAAGAUUGUACUAUUUUUUUCUGCCUUGUUGUUAAAUAUGAAGGUAUUUUUAGUAAUUAAAUAUAACUUAUUAGGUGA